Vicia villosa (hairy vetch) is the source of this 862-nucleotide messenger RNA. RefSeq lists its product as uncharacterized. Gene Ontology annotation, cellular component: histone acetyltransferase complex. The record is from RefSeq and is a predicted model, not a curated record. NCBI's taxonomy places the organism in Eukaryota, Viridiplantae, Streptophyta, Magnoliopsida, Fabales, Fabaceae. The coding region runs from base 127 to 600 and encodes 157 amino acids. The transcript has 7 exons.
GACGCAGUUUUGAUUGGGGAAAAUCGAAAUCGAAUGCGCGUGAAACAAACAAAGAGAGAAACUGGAAUAAAAUUGGGGAUUUAGGGUUUUCUUUUAUCGAAUCCUCUAAUAAAUCGUUCAGCAAAAAUGGAAUCCGAAGGGCAAAAGGGUACGGUGAAUCCGUCAGCUAUGUUGGCUUCUUUGCUUAGUAAGAGAGCCAAACUUCACGAAGAGCUUCGCAGUAUUGAAAAGCAGGUUUAUGAUAUGGAGACAAGUUAUUUACAGGAUCCUGGACAGUGUGGCAAUGUAUUAAAGGGAUUUGAAGGAUUCCUAUCUUCAUCAAAGAACACUGCAUUCUUGAAGCGGUCUAGAAAGUUUCAGCCUGAAGAUAGGCUCUUUUCAUUAUCUUCAGUGUCUUCGCCAGCGGCAGAAGAGCUCGCGGCUGGACGAGAUGAUGGGAGAUCAGAUUUUGGUCCGGGUCGUUCGAAAGGCGGGACAAUUUAUGCAAAUGGACAGGGUAAACCGAAGAAAGGAAGGGGUGCGCCAAGAGAUGCGAAGAGAGCAAGGGUAUCAAGUGAACAAGAUUUUGAUUACGAAGAUGAUCCUGACAUGACAAUGUGAUUGAACAUGCCGAUGCAACUUUCUGUUAAACCUUUUGGAAUAUAAGAGCCUGGAAAAACCUGCAUCGGACAGGCUAUUGGUUCUAUGCAAUUCCUCAUUUCAUGUAUAUAUGUCUAGUUUUAGAUGUGGAUUUUGUACUGAAUUGAACUCUCUGCCUUAUGCAAAUUUUUGUUGGCAGGGUAAAUGAUUGUUUCAUUAUACUUGUUAUGAUCUGUUAUUAUAAACCUGUUCAAAACUAAGUUUGAUUACCAACUUCUAGAAA